Messenger RNA from Choloepus didactylus (southern two-toed sloth), 2010 nucleotides. RefSeq names its product thrombospondin type laminin G domain and EAR repeats (gene TSPEAR). Lineage: Eukaryota; Metazoa; Chordata; Mammalia; Pilosa; Megalonychidae. Bases 1 to 2010 code for a protein of 669 amino acids. Gene Ontology annotation, biological process: signal transduction. The record is from RefSeq and is a predicted model, not a curated record. The transcript has 12 exons.
AUGUCUGCUCUGCUGACGCUGUGUGUCGCCCUCCUGCCCCUGGCGACCCCCGGCCGUGGUGCUGGGGGAUGGGAGCCCUGCACAGACCUGCACCCCCUGGAUCUCCUGGCCGAGGCGGUCCCCGCGGACGGCACCACGGGCGGCGUGAGGACGGUGGUGGCUCAAGGCGCGUGGGGAUUCCAGUUCUCGGCCGCCGCGCCCCGCGCCGUCAGCUUUCCCGCGUCGAGGAUCUUCUUCAGAUGCGAUCUCUUCCCCGAAGAAUUCUCCAUCGUGGUAACCUUGAAAGCUCCCAAGCUGCCACCUAAGAAGAACGAGUACGUCCUGGCGGGGCUGGCGCAGGAGGGCCGCGUGGUGCUCGGCCUGCGGCUGGCGCCCGGCAAGCUGCACUUCCUCUUCCCGCGCGCGGACGUGGCGGGGGCCUGGCAGACGCGCGUGACCUUCCGCAGCCCGGCCCUGGAGGACGGCCGCUGGCACACGCUGGUGCUGGCCGUGUCUGCACGCACCUUCUCCCUCACCGUGGACUGCGGCCUCCCCAUGGACAUAACUGCUGACGUGCCCUUCCCCGCCACCCUAUCCAUGAGAGGAGCCCAGUUCUUUGUCGGCAGCCGGAGGAGGAUGAAAGGCCUGUUCACAGGCCUGAUGAGGCAACUGGUUCUGGUGCCAGGCUCAGAUGCUACCCCACAGCUGUGUCCCAGCCAAAACCCCGAGCUGGCCGUGUUGUCCAUCCCCCCGAUCCUGCAGCGUCUCACGGGAAAACCAGAAGACAACGAGGUGCUCAAAUAUCCCUACGAAACGGACCUGAAGGUGACGCUGGGACCCCAGCCCCGGUGCACCAAGCUGGAAGACGGCCAGUUCUGGUUUGACGCCUCCCGGAAGGGGCUGUACCUCUGCAUGGGCAGCCGGUGGAUUCCUGUGUUAGCAGCCAAGGAGAAGCUGGACUACGUGGAGGAGCACCAGCGCCUGGCCACGCACGCCGAGACCCUGGGCAUAGAGCUGUUUGCCAUCCCCGAGGGCGGGCUCUUCGUGGCAACAGCCAACCCGAAAGCCACCUCCGCCGUCUACAGAUGGACCGACGGGAAGUUCCUUCUGUAUCAAAACAUUCCCACGCACCAAGCGCAGUCCUGGAGGCAUUUCACCAUCGGAAGAAAGGUCUUCCUGGCCGUGGCUAACUUCGGAGCGAACGGUGAGGGCCAGGAGUUCUCCGUCAUCUACAAGUGGGGGCGCAGGUCGCGGAGGUUUGCGCCGUACCAGAGGAUCGCCACCCACGGCGCCCGCGACUGGGAGGCCUUCCAGGUGGACGGGGAGCACUUCCUGGUCGUGGCCAACCACCGGGAAGGUGACAACCACAACAUCGGCAGCGUCAUCUACAAGUGGGACCCGCGCACCCGCCUCUUCGAGGCGAACCAGACCAUCGCCACGGCCGGCGCGUACGACUGGGAGUUCUUCACGGCCGGGCCCUUCGCCUUCCUGGCCGUGGCCAACGCCUUCGACGGCACCUCCACGCGGCUGCUCUCCCACCUCUACGUCCGGCUGCGCGGCUCCUUCCGGCUCUUCCAGUCGUUCCCGACAUUCGGCGCUGCCGACUGGGAGGUUUUCCGCAUCGGGGAGAGGCUCUUUCUCGCCGUGGCCAACAGCCACAGCUACGAUGCCGAAGUGCAAGCACAAAACGACUCCUACGUCAUCAACUCCGUCAUCUACGAGCUGAAUGUCACUGCGCAGAUGUUCGUCAAGUUUCAAGACAUCCCCACCUGCAGUGCCCUGGACUGGGAGUUCUUCUCAGUGGGAGAAGAUUCCUUCCUGGUGGUGGCGAAUUCCUUUGAUGGAAAUACCUUCUCGGUGAACAGUAUUAUCUACAGGUGGCAGGGCUACGAAGGCUUCGUGCCCGUGCACAGCCUCCCGACCGUCGGCUGCCGGGACUGGGAGGCCUUCCACACCGCCGCGGGCUCCUACCUCCUGUACUCCAGCGCCAAGGAGCCCCUGUCCAGGGUGCUGAGGCUGAGGACGGGCUGA